AACUGAUCCAAAAAACUGUAAAACUCGUGCACGUGCAGCAGCUCCUCCUCAUCUUCAUCUUCUUCAUCCUCCUCACCGCAUUCUCAAACGGCGCACCAGGAGCUCGCGGCGCGUUUUCUCGCCGGUUUUUACGCGGAUUAUGGCGCGGUCCGGGUUCGGUGUCGUUCUGCUGUUUCUGUGCGUUUCUGCCCGGGUUCUGACGGUGUUCUCUCAGCUACACCCGGUAUCGAGAGCGCGGGUGCGAUGGACGAAUAACGGGCGCUCGUAUCAGCUGGUGAGCCCCGGGGCUCAGUACGUGCCACCGGGACGAAGAGCGGAGAACCGAGCCGCGCCGGAGCCGGUGACCGUGAGCACAGACCGGCAGAACUCCAGCGCGACCUCCAGUGACGGGAUGCUGGCCGAUGACCCCUACGACCCCUACAAGUCCGUCAGGAACAGUCCCUAUAACCCAUACUACAACUACUACGACUCGUACUACAGACCCAGACAGAGGAGCACGCAGAGGCACGGAUACGGAACCAGAUACUUCCAGAACGGUCUCCCGGAUCUGGUGGUGGACCCCUACAUGAUCCAGGUGUCCACUUACGUCCAGAGAGUGCCCAUGUACAACCUCAGGUGUGCUGCGGAGGAGAACUGUCUGGCCAGCUCGGCUGCAAACGCUCAAGAUUACGACACCAGGGUUCUGCUAAGGUUCCCACAGCGUGUGAAGAACCAGGGAACCGCAGACUUUCUCCCCAGCAGACCGAGAUACGCCUGGGAAUGGCACAGCUGUCACAAUCACUAUCACAGCAUGAAUGAGUUCUGUCACUACGAUCUGCUGGACUCACGAACUCAGCAGCGCGUCGCCGAGGGACAUAAAGCCAGUUUCUGUCUGGAAGACACUUCCUGUGACCCCGGAUACUACCGGCGCUACGCUUGUACCUCACACACACAGGGCCUGAGUCCUGGAUGUUAUGACACCUACAGCGCGGACAUCGACUGCCAGUGGAUCGACAUCACAGACGUCCAGCCGGGCCGCUACACGCUGAAGGUCACGGUGAACCCGGGCUUCCAGGUGUCCGAGUCGGACUUCAGCAACAACGUGGUCCGCUGCGACAUCCACUACACGGGGAACUACGCGCACGCGUCCGGCUGCAGCAUGACCUCGCACUAGAGCCAGAGAGAGCAGGAGCGGCGGACCGGCUGCGUGAAACCGGGAAAAUAAUAACGACGCUAACCCAGCUAACACAACAUCCCCGUUAAACUGUGUCUGGAGAAAUAGUGACAAAAAUCAUUAGGAUAUCAAGAUCACGUUCAUGAAGAUAUUUAGUUCAACCCUAAAUGCAUCAAAACUUCAUCUCUGAUUAGUAACACGCAUUGCUUCAUUUGCAGUAAUAUUACAAGAACUUCAUCUGAACAACUUUAUUUAUAUUUCUUCUCUCCCUCAGAUUCCAGAUAUUUUCUAAUAGUUGUAUCUCAGAGAUAUGGUCCGAUCAUAAAGCAGACAUCAGUGGAGAGAUGAUUCAUUCAGAUGAUGUAUAAAUCAUCCCAUUCAAUAUUUUUAAAACCUUUCGAGGUUUUUUCUUGGUUUCGUGAAUUUUUUGAAAAACAUUGAGAGAGCUCCUUCUGAACCUUUAGUUCCUCGUAGGUUUUGUGAACGUUCAUGAAAUAUUUCGAUCUAACAUUUUAAAAACAUUUACAUUUCAGCCUUCUCUCAUUAUUUAAAUGGUCUACUUUUUCAUAUCUAAAGAUGUUUUUCUCUUGAGUAUUCAAACGCUGGAGGAUCACUGUGUGUUGUUUCUGAAGAACGUUACUGAAAACACUACAGAGAACAAAUAUUAGAUAUUAAUACUUUUAUCAGAAUAUUCCAGAAACAUUAUUAUAAGAAUGAUUUUGUCCUAACAUUUCCGUAACCUUUAAAAAACAUUAAGGGAACGUUCUCUGUUAGCUGGGUAGUAAUUUCACAGCAAAGCCUUACAGUAUUGUUUCAUUUUGUCUUUAUUAGUGUAAAAUAAUAGCUGUAGUGUUUUUGUCUUGCUUUUUUUGAAGAGUCGAGGGUGUUUUCAGUAAUAUCUAUGUUAAUCAUGUUUCUACAGAUAGUUUAGUUUUAAUGGUGUGUGCAAAAAUAAGAACGUUUAAUAAAAAGCGUUUUCAGAUUCAUGUUUAGACAUAUUUAUAUUUUUAGUCUCUUAAAGGUGCUAUUGAUAGUAGAAGUCACUUUAGAUUAGGAGGCACAAACUUGAAUAAACGCAGAUGAGAAUAUGCUUUA
Puntigrus tetrazona (Sumatra barb) is the source of this 2248-nucleotide messenger RNA. RefSeq names its product protein-lysine 6-oxidase. The transcript is spliced from 7 exons. Gene Ontology annotation, biological process: peptidyl-lysine oxidation. Bases 140 to 1153 code for a protein of 337 amino acids. The record is from RefSeq and is a predicted model, not a curated record. Gene Ontology annotation, molecular function: copper ion binding; protein-lysine 6-oxidase activity. Lineage: Eukaryota; Metazoa; Chordata; Actinopteri; Cypriniformes; Cyprinidae.